This is a messenger RNA of Morchella sextelata, 507 nucleotides long. RefSeq lists its product as uncharacterized. Gene Ontology annotation, molecular function: clathrin-cargo adaptor activity. Gene Ontology annotation, cellular component: AP-2 adaptor complex; intracellular membrane-bounded organelle. NCBI's taxonomy places the organism in Eukaryota, Fungi, Ascomycota, Pezizomycetes, Pezizales, Morchellaceae. The transcript is spliced from 4 exons. Gene Ontology annotation, biological process: clathrin-dependent endocytosis; protein transport. Bases 1 to 507 code for a protein of 168 amino acids. The record is from RefSeq and is a predicted model, not a curated record.
AUGGUCCUUUCUUUCAUCCUUAUCCAGAACCGACAGUAUGUAGCUCCUCCCCCCAUCGCACCUCUCGGCCCUGAAGAUUGGCUGACAGACCGGGCGCGCGGACACAGAGGCAAGACCCGGCUUGCAAAGUGGUAUGCACCGUACGAUGAUGAGGAGAAGGUCAAGUUGAAGGGAGAGGUCCACAGGCUUGUUGCGCCACGGGACCAGAAAAAUCAAUCAAACUUUGUCGAGUUCCGGAACAAUAAAAUCGUAUACCGUCGCUACGCCGGCCUCUUCUUCUGCGUGUGCGUGGACGCGAACGACAACGAGCUGUCAUACCUCGAGGCGAUCCACUUCUUUGUCGAGGUCCUGGACGCGUUCUUUGGGAACGUGUGUGAGUUGGACUUGGUAUUCAACUUUUACAAGGUCUAUGCGAUCCUGGAUGAGGUGUUUCUUGCGGGCGAGAUCGAGGAAACCUCCAAGCAGGUAGUGUUGACGAGGUUGGAGCAUCUGGAUAAACUUGAGUAA